Haemonchus placei is the source of this 1149-nucleotide messenger RNA. NCBI's taxonomy places the organism in Eukaryota, Metazoa, Nematoda, Chromadorea, Rhabditida, Trichostrongylidae. The record is from the annotation of a GenBank genome assembly.
AUGCGGGAAACUGAAGCAACAACUGUAAGUAUACUAUUCGAGUUGCUGUCGUCGAAUAAAGGAUCCGGUCUGCAGGAAAAUUCUGCAAAUUGCACAACAGCAAAACAAUUCUGUGGCGAGGCGAGUGUAAAAACCAUAAAAAAGAGGGAAAGAAAUGGAGAUGGGCAGAUAAACAAAAUUGGAAACAGUCCACCCCGGCUAAAUUUCCCGGAUGAUACGAAAAACGAAAAGCAGCAGAAGGCGAAUCAGGCGUGGUUUUCUAUGAAGAUGGUCCCAGAACCAGCCGGUGGUCUCGUGGCGUCGGUGAUCACGGCUUCACCUGAAGCAUCCCCAUCAACGUCACGAGAUGAGUGCUGGUACAUGGAAAAAUCCGGCCGACUUUUUGGUUACGAUGAAAUCGUCGCUCCAUGGUCAACGAAACGCUAUAGUCUCUCGAUAGAAGGGUUACACGAAGAGAUUAAAGACAUAUUUCAAUGGUUACGACCGUGUCGUUUAGAAGAAGCGGUACGGUUAGAAGUGUUCCGGAAGGUGAAAAGUGCUAUAAAAGAACGUUGGAAAGGCAAUAAUGUGCGGGUGUCGGUGUUUGGAAGUCUACGAACUCGAUUAUUUUUACCAACGUCGGAUAUCGACGUAUUAAUCGAGUGUGAUGAGUGGAAGGACUCUAGUGUUAUGGCUCGCUGUAUGCAAGAAACAGCGAACCAUUUGGAGGAAGUCGGUUUGGCAAAAUCUGUGGCAGUCUUUUCGGAUGCAUUCGUACCGAUUGUAAAAAUGGUCGAAAAGGACACGUUAGUGAACGUUGACAUUUCGUUCAACACUGCUCAAGGUGUGAAGGCCGCCGAUUACAUAGAAAAGGUGAAGGAAGAGUUCCCUGUAGUGGAACCGUUGAUACUGGUAUUAAAACAGUUUUUAAUUUUGCGGCGGUUGAAUACCACUUACACAGGCGGUUUAUCGUCUUACGGUCUGAUUUUGAUGCUGAUCAAUUUUCUUCACAUACAAAUCAGUGUUUUAUCUUCACAGACACAUGUGGUAAUUAAAAAAUUAGCCGAACCAGAGGAGAAUGUGAAUGUGGAUGGAUUCGAUCUCUGGGCUAAGAUCUUAAGCCUUACACCAUCCCGCCUCAAUCAGUUGCGUAUGAAGAAACAGACUUGA